Messenger RNA from Colias croceus (clouded yellow), 1667 nucleotides. RefSeq names its product potassium/sodium hyperpolarization-activated cyclic nucleotide-gated channel 2-like. The transcript is spliced from 4 exons. Bases 1 to 1605 code for a protein of 534 amino acids. The record is from RefSeq and is a predicted model, not a curated record. Lineage: Eukaryota; Metazoa; Arthropoda; Insecta; Lepidoptera; Pieridae.
AUGAUAAUAUCAGAUUUUGGAGAAUCAUAUUACGACCAUGCAUGUCUGAUUAUGCACGAAAAAGAUGUUGUAGAUCUCGAACUGAGUGGUAAACGUUCUAUGACCAAUUUACGAAAGUGGUGGUAUGAUUGGUUUUUACUUUCGUACACAGAUGAAAGAGCUCAAACGUUUUAUACAAGCACUCAUGCUCUAAGGAUGGCGAGAGCGAAACAGUAUUACAUAUACAAAAGUUCUAUACACCCUCUAAGUAAAUUCAGAAAGUUUUGGGAUUACUUCAUUGUUCUGGUCGUGGUGGUCAAUAUGUUGAUGUUUUACCACAGUACUUCAAUAACCUAUGGCAACUGGGAAUGGCAGACGUAUAUCUAUAAUGUCGGUUUGGACUUUGUUCUGUUUCUGGACAUAUACAUAAAUAUGAGAACUGGUUACAUUCACGAUAACUCCAAGAGAAUUAUAUUAAACAGCAGAAAAGUGAUGAUUUAUUAUGCUUCAACCAAGCUGUUCGCGCACGCUCUUGGUUCCAUUCCACUGGAAGGAAUUCUCUUCCUGCGAUACGGAGCUAACAUCAAUUGCGCAAUUUGUAAAGCCAAUAAAUUUGUGGCCGUCUUAGAACUGCUCUGUAUAUUUCGCUUUUAUAGACUGUUUGAUGCGACUAGCCGUUGGGGCAUGGAUAAAAGAUGUAUCAAAACAUGCUGCUGCUUGAAAUUUUUACGCAUAUCCAUCUUAGGUUUUAUCAGCAUGGUUAUUUUUAUGCACGUAUCUGAUAUAAUUUCUGUCUUGACUGUGAUACAAACGGGUAAAUUGGACAGUCGUUCAUAUUACGCUUCUGUUUUAGAUAUUAAGUAUGGCGGUGGAGUAUCUGAAACUCCACCGCCAAAUAGUGUAUUUUACUGUUUAGAGUUUGCGAGGAUUUGUAAGUCCUUUCUAUUAUUUAGCUUCAGUCUCAUCCCGCGUACUUAUUUUCCGGAUAAAAUGACGGCACUAGUUGCGUAUUUGAUCGCGAUGAUAUUUUACAUGUGGAGCAUUGUAGAAUGUUAUUUAAUUCUCAGUAUUAACAAGUUUCCACAGGAGCAAAUGCUCACUUGUGUAGAUAGAACUAUGACUUUGGUGCGCUGGCGGAAAUUGUCGGAUAGCUUUAGUAGGAAACUCAUGAGAUACUUUCGGUUCAAUAUGACGAAACUAACGAUCACGGAGAAACAGAACGGUAUUUACAAGAGCCUUCCGAAGAGUUUGAAGAAGGAUAUCGCUAUUAGUUGUUAUAGUCGAAUGAUAAUAAGGAUCCCCUAUUUUGCUGAAUGGCCUACUGAAGUGAUAGAGGAAAUGGUGAUGUUGCUUCAGGAAGAAAUUUAUUUGGAAGGUGAUAUGGUCGCAGAAGCUUCAGUGCCAAGCGAUGGACUCAUUAUAGUAGUGGUUGGUGUUCUAGCGAUAUACUCUAUCCGUAAUGAAGAAAUGGGUCACUUGAUAGACGGAGAUUACUUCUGCGAGCUAUGCCUGGUCACAGACAGGGAAAUUCGUAUGUCAUCCGUCGUGGCUAUCACUCCUUUUAUUGUUCUUAGAGAAAAUUACCUUCCGAAAGAUGAUGAGAGAAUAUCCAGAUCUAUUUUAUGACCUCAAGAAAGCCUUGAAUGCAAAGUAUAGGUCACAACGUCGGGCUACUGUGGAUCCUAUGC